CCUAACAAUUUAAGACUUUCGAAACCCACGUUGAUUCAUUCCUAAAUUAUCUUGAGCCUUUUUCGGAGGUUUUCUUACCUUGUAAGGAGGUCGUAUUCCAAGAAUAUAUAUACUGAUACAGAACUUUGUUCCACAUACGAAAAUUCAAUCUCCCACUUCUUCUCAAGAGGAUGGAGUUCUGCCUGAAUUCGAGAAAACCCCAUGCUCUGGGGAUUGUUUCAGCGGUUCUAAUAUUGGGGCUUUUGAGUUUCCGAGUGGCAGAAUGCCAAACAUCCAGUUUUAUGGAGCCGAUUAAGUAUAAGGCAUUGAGGUGCCGGAAACACAGUGCGGUGCUGACGGACUUCGGAGCAACAGGGGAUGGGAAAACGAUAAACACCAAGGCCUUCAAAUCCGCCAUUGACCAUCUCAGUCAGUUUGCAGAUGAUGGUGGAGCAGAACUCAUUGUGCCUCCUGGAAAGUGGCUGACUGGGAGCUUCAAUCUCACCAGCCAUUUCACUCUUUAUAUCGAUAAGGAUGCUGUUAUUCUUGGAGCCCAGGAUGAAUCGGCAUACCCCCUUAUUGAAGUUUUGCCAUCAUAUGGAGUGGGAAGAGAUGGAGGUGGAAGGUAUAGUAGCCUUAUUUUUGGAACGAACCUCACUGAUGUUGUAAUUACAGGUGGCAAUGGAACCCUCAAUGGUCAGGGUAAAUACUGGUGGGACAAGUUCCGUGCCAAAAAGUACAAUGACACACGGCCCUACUUGAUUGAAAUCAUGUAUUCAAAUCAUGUUCAGAUAUCAAACCUUACAUUGAUCGAUUCUCCAUCAUGGAAUGUUCAUCCUGUUUAUAGCAGAAAUGUACUUGUUAAAGAUCUGACGAUCUUAGCACCCAUUGAUUCUCCUAAUACAGAUGGAAUCAACCCAGAUUCAUCCGUACGUGUCAGGAUUGAAGACUGCUUUAUAGUCUCAGGAGAUGACUGCAUUGCAGUUAAGAGUGGAUGGGAUCAGUAUGGAUAUAAAUUUGGAAUGCCUACAAAGGACCUACUCAUCAGACGGCUGACCUGCAUAUCCCCUGACAGUGCCACCAUAGCUUUAGGCAGCGAGAUGUCGGGUGGGAUCAAGAAUGUCUGGGCUGAAGACAUAACAGCCAUAGACACCCAGUCGGGAAUCAGGAUCAAAACUGGGAUAGGAAGGGGAGGCUAUGUGAAAGACAUAUAUGUUAGAAGAAUGACAAUGAAGACCAUGAAGUAUGUCUUCUGGAUUACAGGCGAUUAUGGAUCACAUCCAGAUGAUGGUUGGGAUCCUAAUGCUCUGCCUGUCAUUAAAAAUAUCAAUUACAGAGACAUGGUGGCUGAGAAUGUGACAUAUUCUGCCAGACUUGAUGGAAUUUCCGGCGAUCCUUUCACAGAAAUCUGCAUAUCUAAUGUGACUAUUGGGUUGACUAAGAAACCAAAAGAACUGCAAUGGAACUGCACUAAUGUUGCAGGAGUUACCAGCCAAGUGACUCCUAGGUCAUGUGACCUGUUGCCUCCUUCAGAUAAGGUCUUCAAUUGUCCUUUCCCUGAUCAUCCUCAUUGGGAUGUUAAGUUGAAGACUUGUUCCCACAUCGAUUCUAAGAAAAUAGAGUUGUAAAGACUUGUUUUCACAAGCUUUAUUUACGCUUGAAUAGUGUUGCUCUUCUAAUCUACAAUUAGAGAGUACUUCACAUUGAUUGGAAAUAAUUACAUCAAUCUUCUUUAAGGCA
Molecule: messenger RNA, 1719 nt
Organism: Vitis riparia (riverbank grape)
Lineage: Eukaryota; Viridiplantae; Streptophyta; Magnoliopsida; Vitales; Vitaceae
Product: probable polygalacturonase
Exons: 6
Coding region: 171-1607 (478 amino acids)
Biological process (GO): carbohydrate metabolic process
Molecular function (GO): polygalacturonase activity
Source: RefSeq, a predicted model, not a curated record